AUGGAGCAAAUAUAUGCUUUUGGUGUCGCCUGCAUAGAGGUCAUACAAUACUGGUUGGCGGACUAUGACGGAUUCUUCGAGCUGGUGAACAAGGUAUUUGAUCCGGAGCAUAUGAUAGACAUCCUGUUCCCGUUGAUGACGAUCAUAGACUCCGUGUUUGCCGCUCAACUGUUACUGUGCCUUGCUUUCGGUGGCUGGCUGAACGCUGUUAUGAAAUGGUGGUUCCUAGAAGACAGGCCGUACUGGUGGGUCAGGGAGACCACAUUUUAUCCGUCAUCCAGUAGACCGGUGCUUAGGCAGACGUUGCAGACUUGUGAGACUGGCCCGGGCAGUCCCUCGGGACAUACUAGUACGGCUGCCAUGAUCCUUAUACUGAUUCUCAUGUGGCUAUCACAUGUUAUGUAUGAUCGUAAACAAUGGUGCUUCUGGUGGUGGAAGUCCGUGAUGUAUCCAUUCUGCGGCUUGGCGCUCAUCUCCGUGAUACUGGCGCGCAUCUUCAUCGCCACGCAUUUCCCACACCAGUGUCUUAUAGGGGCACUUGUUGGUGCCUUCGUUGCGCCAGCUCUCUGUAUUUACAUCUCAGACCCCUUCAUAUGGAGGUAUGGGAUCCAUGCGACGUACGAAACUAGACGAGCGGUAGCGUGGCACGUCUUAGGCGCUGUAACAACAAUUAUAGUAGCUGGUCUCACGUAUCUAAGUUUAUUAUGGUGCGGUUUAGACCCACAGUGGACUGUGAAAUUGGCGUUCCGUUGGUGUGAGAAUCCGGAAUCUAUCAGAGUGUCAACGACCCCAUUAUACGCACUAGUACACGCGACGGGGAGCUUACUUGGAUGGGCGCUCUGUGUUACACCUGCUGUGGCUGAGUACAGACAUUACACAAAAAAUAGGUCGCUGGUUAUAUCGGCUUUUACAACAAUAACUAUGCUAGUAGGUUUCCAACAUAUACAAGAUAAUAUUUGCAAGUCGGACGCCAUGAAAUUUUACGCGUCUCUUUUCGUACUGUCGGCCAUAAAACCCAUGUUGUUAUUAAGAGUAACUCCAGCCACCGCUAUGUGGCCUUUUCGAGGAUCUAAGACUAAAACAGAUUAA
Molecule: messenger RNA, 1089 nt
Organism: Spodoptera littoralis (African cotton leafworm)
Lineage: Eukaryota; Metazoa; Arthropoda; Insecta; Lepidoptera; Noctuidae
Source: the annotation of a GenBank genome assembly